Molecule: messenger RNA, 1539 nt
Organism: Trichoderma asperellum CBS 433.97
Lineage: Eukaryota; Fungi; Ascomycota; Sordariomycetes; Hypocreales; Hypocreaceae
Source: RefSeq, a predicted model, not a curated record
AAUGAAUGCAGACGAAAUUCGGGAAUUAACUCAAAGACGCCCUUUGCAACUUACCAACGUGGAUGGUGAUGAAGAAUGCAGCGACGCUGAGGAGUCUCAAGAGCCCGACAGUUGCGAGGAUUACAGUGAGGUUGAUGAGGCUGAAGAAUUGGACAUUGAUGAAAAAUACACCAAAGUUGAGAAGUAUCAGGGGGUGGGAAUUGAUGAAGAACAUAGCGAAACUGAAGAGUCCCAAGAGUCGCGCACUGACGAGGAAUACCACCAAGGUGAGGCAUUCGGGGCUCUUACACGCAGCGAACCAAUUGAGGCAACUGCAGAAGUGAACAUUGAAUUGGUAAGAAAACUUCGGGCUAUUCGUCAAGGAGGUGCAAGAGAGUUCAGAAUCAUUUUUCCAUCAUGAUAUCUGUGGAAUACGGUAUGGUUUUGAAAUACAUAUUAGCUCAACGUGAUAUAUGGAAACUGAAGAGCUACAAGAAAUGGUGCUGGAAAGUUGCAAGACAGAGCUUGGAGAAGGUCAUCCACAAACAUUAACCAAUAUGAGUAACCUGGCGCCCAUCUAUAGGAUCCGGGGCGAGUUGGAGAAAGCUGAACAGCUUCAGGCCCAUGCGAUGAAUAUUCGCAGCAUGAAAUUUGGGGAGGAACAUCCGGACACACUAACAAGCAUGAACAGCCUUGCAUCAAUAUUCAGAGCCCAAGGUCAACUAUUGGAAGCCAAAGAGCUGCAAGAACAGGUAGUGGACUUUCGAGGUAAGAAGUUGGGCAUGAGGCAUCCCAACACUUUGGCAAGCAUGAACAACUUGGCUCUGAUAUAUAAAGACCAAGGGGAAGCUGAAGGAGCUGGAAAUUUGCAAUCAGUAGUGGUAGCAUGGUGCAAGGAAGAGCUUGGGGCCUACCACCCUCACACGCUGACUAGUAUGAAUAACCUUGCUCUUAUUUGGAAAAGCCAAGGUCUUCACGAAAAAGCUAUGGGGUUGAUGAAGCUCUGUUCCGAGUAUCGUCAGAAAACCCUUGGCCAGGAGCAUCCUUAUACUGCUUCGUCCAUGGAAGCAGUAAGGCGGUGGAGCGAGUAGAAUAUUUCUUGUCUCUGUUGGGAUUUUCGUUCUCAAUGCAUGAUGCUUCCAUUUUAGCUCUAUAGUUCAUAUGGGUUGUUUGUCUCAAAGCUCUAUUUUCUCGCCAGAUUUACCCUUUAACUACUUCCACACUCUUAAUUAAAUCUGGCGAAAAGCUUGUAUAGGUUGCGACCGACAUGCGACCGACGAAUGAAAAAGAUCAGUUGGAGGUGUACAUUACUCAGAGAUGUCUUGUGGCGAGCCUAGUUUGGAGCAUUAUGUAACUUCCCUCUAGCGAAACCAGUUUACUCUGGCUCGUUCUAUGUAAGCCCAAAGGAAGAUUUCUCUGCUGUAUCCAACCAUGCGGACUAGCCGGGGUGCUUACAGCAGGGGCCUCCAGUGUAUUUAAGUUAAAAAAAAAAAGGGCGCAAAAGCCUGCCUUAUAAAGCUAUAAUUUACAAUGCAUCACAGAGCUAUAUACCAAAUACGC